Penicilliopsis zonata CBS 506.65 is the source of this 3508-nucleotide messenger RNA. RefSeq lists its product as hypothetical. Bases 168 to 3386 code for a protein of 1072 amino acids. Gene Ontology annotation, cellular component: cytosol. Gene Ontology annotation, molecular function: aminoacyl-tRNA deacylase activity; ATP binding; valine-tRNA ligase activity. The transcript is spliced from 9 exons. The record is from RefSeq and is a predicted model, not a curated record. NCBI's taxonomy places the organism in Eukaryota, Fungi, Ascomycota, Eurotiomycetes, Eurotiales, Aspergillaceae. Gene Ontology annotation, biological process: valyl-tRNA aminoacylation.
CGAUAUGCCACAUACAGUGCACUAGUCCCUUUCCGGGAUCGGGGCACGAUCUGCCCAAAUCUCACGUGAUCGUACCGCCCGAAGAAUUUGUCCCGCUUGUCCCAAAUGAGUCACUACUGCACAAGACUUGUGGUGCAGAAAGUGGGAUGCCCACCACUGGCUGCUGAAUGCUGCUACACCUGCUGGCCCUCCCUCGCACCACCUCCCCUCUUUCCCGCCCAGCAUUUGCUGCUCUUCGAUCAUCUAACGGUCUUCUACUUGCUAGACGAUCAAUCAUGUCCGAGUCAAAGCCGGGAAGAAAGGAGGCGGCAGAGAAGGCGCGCGCCGACAAGGCUGCCAAGUUCGCAGCCAAACAGGCCAAGUUGAAGCAGCAGACCUCGACGAAGACCCAGGCUCAGCCCAAGAAGGUCGUCGAAGCCCUCCCCGCGUUCGAGGACCCGACCCCGCUCGGCGACAAGAAGGUGCUCCAGUCGUUCGAAGACGCCCAUUUCACCGCCUACAAUCCCCAAGCCGUUGAGUCGUCCUGGUAUUCCUGGUGGGAGAAGAGCGGUUUCUUCCGCCCAGAGGCUCUUGGUGACAGGGAGCCCGCUGGAACCUUUGUCAUCCCUCUUCCCCCGCCGAACGUGACCGGCGCUCUGCACUGCGGUCAUGCCCUUGCCAACUCGCUGCAAGAUACUCUGAUCCGAUGGCACAGAAUGAAGGGUUUCUCCACCCUGUGGGUUCCAGGAUGUGACCACGCCGGUAUCUCGACCCAGUCUGUUGUCGAAAAGAUGCUGUGGAAGAAGGAGAAGAAGACUCGCAUGGACCUCGGCCGCGAAGAUUUCACCAAACUUGUCUGGGAAUGGAAGGGCGAAUACCACCAGCGUAUCAACAACGCGCAGAAGCUCAUGGGCGGUUCGAUGGACUGGACUCGUGAACGCUUCACCAUGGAUGAGAAGCUCACUGCCGCUACCAUGGAGACCUUUUGCCGUCUAUUCGAAGAAGGUUUAAUCUAUCGUUCCGAUCGCCUGGUUAACUGGUGUACUCACCUCAACACUGCUCUGAGUGGCCUCGAGGUCGAAAACAAGGAAAUCCCCGGUCGUACUCUUCUGUCCGUUCCAGGCUAUGAGAAGAAGGUGGAGUUCGGUGUCUUGACUCACUUCAAGUAUCAGAUCGACGGUUCUACCGAGACAAUCGAGGUUGCUACCACGCGUCCCGAGACGAUGCUGGGUGACUCCGGUAUUGCCGUCCACCCCGAUGAUGCGAGAUAUACCCAUCUUGUCGGCAAGUUCGCGCGCCAUCCUUUCACUGGUCGUCUUUUGCCGAUCAUCAAGGACACCUACGUGGACCCGGAGUUCGGUACCGGUGCUGUCAAGCUGACCCCCGCCCAUGACUUCAACGAUUACCAGCUCGGCCAGCGUCACAACCUUGAGUUCAUCAAUAUUCUCAACGAGGACGGCACUCUGAAUGCGAACGCAGGUCCAUUCAAGGGACAGAAACGAUUCGAUGCUCGUUAUACUGUUGUGGAGGAAUUGACUAAGCUGGGCCUCUUCGUCAAGAAGGAAUCGAACCCAAUGAAGAUUCCGCUAUGCGAGAAGUCCAAGGAUGUCAUUGAGCCUUUGAUUAAGCCUCAGUGGUGGAUGCGCAUGAAUGAUAUGGCCGAUGCAGCUGUGCAGGCCGUGGAACAAGGCAGGAUCACCAUCGCCCCGGAGUCGGCCAAGAAGUCUUACUUCCGUUGGAUGUCAUCUGUCAACGAUUGGUGUAUUUCCCGUCAACUCUGGUGGGGUCACCGUAUUCCCGCUUACCGGGUCAUCUUUGACGGUGAGAGCGCAGAGGAUACUCUUCAGUCAACCUGGGUUGUUGGCAAGACUCCGGAAGAGGCUCAGUCGAAAGCCGAAGCACGCUUCCCCAACAAGAAGUUCCGUCUGGAGCAGGAUCCCGACUGCUUGGAUACAUGGUUUAGCAGUGGUCUUUGGCCCAUGGCCACUCUCGGCUGGCCGAACGCCGAAAGCAGCGACCUCAAGAAAUUUUUCCCUACCAGCCUGCUUGAAACUGGAUGGGAUAUCCUUUUCUUCUGGGUUGCUCGCAUGAUCAUGCUGUCGCUCAAGCUCACUGGCGAGGUUCCGUUCAAGGAGGUCUACUGUCACAGCUUGAUCCGUGAUUCCGAGGGUAGGAAGAUGAGCAAGUCUCUUGGCAAUGUUAUCGACCCUCUGGAUAUCAUCAGGGGUAUCGAGCUUGAUGCUCUCCACGCCAAGCUCCUCGUGGGCAACCUUCAAGAAGAUGAAAUUGCUCGGGCCACGAAAUACCAAAAGUCGGCCUUCCCUGGCGGUAUCCCUGAGUGCGGAGCGGACGCCUUGCGUUUCACCCUGCUUUCUUACACCACCGGAGGUGGCGACAUCAACUUCGAUAUCAAGGUGAUGCACGCCUACCGUCGCUUCUGCAACAAGAUCUGGCAAGCCAGCAAGUACGUUCUGGGUCGUCUUCCCGAGACCUUCGUGCCAAACAGCUCGAUCGACACCUCGAAGCUUUCGCUGCCCGAGCGCUGGAUCCUUCACCGCAUGAACGUCGCUGUCAAGGGUGUCAAUGAGGCCCUGGAAGCUCGUGAAUUCUCUAAGAGCACCAAGAUCAUUUACCAGUUCUUCUACGAUGAACUCUGCGACGUUUUCAUUGAAAACAGCAAGGCCAUUCUUUCCGAUGGUACCCCUGAAGAGCAGGCCAGCGUCCAGCAAACUCUGUACGAGACGUUGGACGCCGCUCUGAGACUUCUCCACCCCAUCAUGCCUUACAUUUCGGAGGAGUUGUGGCAGCGCCUGCCCCGCAGACAGGGCGACAGCACACCCACGAUCAUGCUCGCCUCUUACCCCAGCUUCAAUUCAGCCCUGGAAUUUGAGGCUGAUGCGCUCGAGUACGAGCUCGGACUGAUGUGCGCGCAAGGUAUCCGCUCUCUUGCUUCCGAGUUCAACAUCCGUUCCAACGGACGUGCUUUCGUCAAGACGUCGACUCCCGAGAGCUUCGCCAGCAUCGAGCCCCAGAUGGCGGCCAUCAAGGCUCUUUCUGGAAAGGCUAUUUCCGAGCUGACUGCCCUUGGACCGGAGAGCGCGGCCCCCAAGGGCUGCGCUAUCUUCGUCAUCUCGGCGGAUAUUGUUGUUAUGGUUGACGCUGCUGCUGGUAUCACGGAUAUCAAGGCUGAGAUUACCAAGCUGCGCUCGAAGCUGCAGAAGAGCCACGGUGUGAUCGACAAGCAGAAGGAGUUACUCGCGCGCGAGGGUUUCGAGGAGAAGGUCAGCGAGGUGGUCCGCAGUGCUGAAAUCAAGAAGUUGGCCGAUGCGGAGGCCGCUACGGAGAACUACAAGCGGACGAUUGAGGAGUUCGAGAAGAUGAGCCUGGAGAGCGCUGGGUCUGCAUAGGAGCAUAGAUAAGAUAGGACAUUGGCAGUCUAGACUUGUCACCCAUUUAAAAUCAACAUUUCCCCUUUUUUUUCAUAUCGCUAGCUGUAUUUGACUAUAAAUGGCCCAAACCCACUCCAACC